This is a messenger RNA of Sarcophilus harrisii (Tasmanian devil), 703 nucleotides long. RefSeq names its product lymphocyte antigen 6E-like. NCBI's taxonomy places the organism in Eukaryota, Metazoa, Chordata, Mammalia, Dasyuromorphia, Dasyuridae. Gene Ontology annotation, molecular function: acetylcholine receptor inhibitor activity. The record is from RefSeq and is a predicted model, not a curated record. The coding region runs from base 257 to 643 and encodes 128 amino acids. The transcript is spliced from 3 exons.
CCUAGGAUCUUAAGGACCCCUAAGGAAUUUAAGAGUGAGCCCAUUUCACAGAGGAGGAAAAGAAAGGGCCCCGGAGUGAGGGACGGGCAGGCUCCAGCUAGUGACUCAGGCUGCUGUUUUUUUCCCGGGCUAAUUGGCUAGCUCAAUUAGCAGGGCUCAGGAAGCCCAGAAGCCCUCCCUGCUGGCCAAGGCCAUAUAAAGGCACCUACCAGGCGGGCUCCUCCAGUCUCCAGCCCUGGUGAGAAGUCCCCCCACGAUGAAGCUGUGUCUUGCUGCCUUGCUUCUCUUGGCUACAUUGUGUGUGAAUUUUGCUCACUCCCUAGAAUGCCACGUGUGCUGCGGGCCUGAAAGCUGCCGGGCUCCCGUCGAAUGCUCCCCAACAGACAAGUACUGUCUUAUUACCCGGGCAAUCAACUCAAUCAACCCCAACCAUAUCCUGGUGAUGAAGUCCUGCGCCCCAACUUGCCCGAACAGCACCAUUUCAACCGAUGGACACGCCAUCUCUGUUGCCUGCUGCCAGGCAAAUAGAUGCAAUGGGAAGGUGGAGACAAAUGCUUCCACUAGCCUAGCCAUCAGCCAAGGGGUUCUGUGGGUGGGUCUCUCGGCCAGCCUCCUGUGGGUGCUCCUCCACGCUGGCUGGUGAGGAGAUUUUUCUUGUCCCUACCCUUCCACUGUCCCUAAAGUUUUCUGUUCCCAAGAUCUC